UCACAGCCCCUUUCAUCAACAACUCAAAAAAACCAAACCUUUGUGAAACAAUCAAUCUUCUCUCUGUACUACUCUUCUCUCUUCUGCUCCUUCCAACAUGGAACUAGCUUUGAGUCUUGGUGAUGCACCGAAAUCAUUCACGUUUCUUGACAAAACUCCUAAGUUGUCUAACAAGGAUCUUGGGUUCUGCAUGGGCUUAGGAACCAGUAGUGGAUCAAGAUCAUCGGAUGAGAAAACAAGAGAGACCCGUGAGAGUGAAGAAGACGAUGGUGAUGAAAGAAGAAGAGUUUCUUCAGAUCCACCACUUCAGCUUGAUCUUUUACCUUUCACACCUGUUCUUCGCACCCACCAACCUUCACAGCUUCGCUUUCCUUGGCUUACUGAUAACUUGGCAUCUGAACCGGGUUCUUCGGAUGGACCGGGAAGAGGGUUGGAUGUGAACCGGUUUCCGACGGUGGCGACGGCGGCGGAGGAGACAGACGAUGGCGCAGCGCUGUCUUCUCCAAAUAGUACAGUUUCAUCGUUUCAGAUGGAUUUCUGUGUAAGAAAUGGUGGAAGAAGCAAGAGAGAUUUGGAUGUUGAGACUGAGAGAGCAAGUUCAAGGGCGAGUGAUGAUGAGGAAAAUGGUUCCACUCGGAAGAAACUCAGGCUCUCCAAAGAACAGUCUGCUUUUCUUGAAGAGAGUUUCAAAGAGCACAGUACUCUCAACCCAAAACAAAAGCUGGCUCUGGCAAAACAGUUAAACCUUCGUCCUAGGCAGGUGGAAGUUUGGUUUCAAAAUAGAAGAGCAAGGACGAAGCUAAAGCAGACAGAAGUAGAUUGUGAGUAUUUAAAGAGGUGCUGUGAAACACUGACAGAGGAAAAUAGGAGGUUACAAAAGGAACUGCAAGAACUAAGAGCUUUGAAAACCUCUCAACCUUUCUACAUGCAACUCCCUGCAACCACUCUCACUAUGUGCCCAUCUUGUGAACGCGUGGCCACCACUACCACAACCACUUCAGGUACCAAUGGGAACACCAACAACAACAACAACAACACCACCACCAACACCAAUAAUACUACUAAUUCAGCGGCUAUGUCACUUGCUAAAGCUAGAUUAUAUCCUUUUUCUUCUCAAGUCCAAGCUCACAUGCAACAGGCCCCAGCUCACCAAGCAGCUUCAUGAGAAAAAGAGAGAUCGAUGUCACGAGUCUCUAAUUAAAUGUACUCAUGACUUUUUUCUGUUUGUAUAUACUUUUGGUUUGGAGCAUUUUCCUACUUUCUUUUGCGACCUUUUUUUGUCUCUAGUUUGUGUCUUGUUAAUGGAGUUUUGGACGCGAGAAAAGAGAGAUUAGAAGGGUGAUAUAUAUUUGUUGAUUUAUGAGAAAAUUCAAAAGAUUUUUGUUAGAACAAGUUCCUAGCUAUAUAUGUAUUUGUAACUUUCACUUUGUCAA
Molecule: messenger RNA, 1433 nt
Organism: Quercus robur (English oak)
Lineage: Eukaryota; Viridiplantae; Streptophyta; Magnoliopsida; Fagales; Fagaceae
Product: homeobox-leucine zipper protein HOX11-like
Exons: 4
Coding region: 98-1165 (355 amino acids)
Biological process (GO): regulation of DNA-templated transcription
Cellular component (GO): nucleus
Molecular function (GO): DNA-binding transcription factor activity, RNA polymerase II-specific; sequence-specific DNA binding
Source: RefSeq, a predicted model, not a curated record